Messenger RNA from Stylophora pistillata, 1331 nucleotides. RefSeq lists its product as uncharacterized. The record is from RefSeq and is a predicted model, not a curated record. Lineage: Eukaryota; Metazoa; Cnidaria; Anthozoa; Scleractinia; Pocilloporidae.
CCACGCGGAAACAGCGGUAAGACAGUGCGCGCUGACAAAAUCUAAAAUAAUCGAAAUCAAUUUUUCCUUCACUGAAUAUGUACCGCUCGCAGUAUACCACGCCAAAAUCGAAAACUCCUCGAUCUAGAUCAGUGGGGUUACCACCAAAAUCUGUCGCUGAAAAACAGGUUAAAUAUGUUUCAGAAGUGACGAUUCAACUUUCUACGAACAGGAGCCGUGAAACAAGUGCGAGUAAGUUGCUCGGCUCAGAAAGAAGCCCUCAACAGGAGGUAAACAACUCAUCUAACGUCACCCCGGAAAAAGACACCUCCCAAGACACCUUGUCUUCGUCAUUAUGGAGCCAGGUGACCAAAAAGCCUGUGAAGGGUACCCCAAGGACCUCCACGCCAGAAAAGCAUGUGAGCCCGCGGGGAAGACAGCGAAACAUCAGCGGAUUUCAAAACGAGACUUUGCUCACGAAUGAGCAAAUGAGGAAAGAAAAUGAGGAAAGAAAACCUUUUAAUGAAACCAUGGCCACCGAUGGCGUAAAUUCAAAACAUCAAUUUUUAAACAAAGAGAAACAGGUUUCCCCUCCAUCUGAGUUUUCAACCCUGAGCUCACGCCGUGACAACUCUUUAAAGAACCACUGGUACAUGGACAUCAUGCAGCGACUGGAGGACUUAAGUUGGAACUAUCAGACAAUGGAGGUUGAAUAUUCCUUUCUGGAGAAGCUCAUGCCAGAACAAAAAGAGGAUCUGAAAAAAGCAAAAAGCUGGAACAAUAGUCUUAGAAAUCAGCAAAGGGCAAAGAUAGUUCAUUAAUGGUACAUGAUCGGCGGACGUUCUAGCAAAAUUUUUAGUCAGUCUGUAGUACCUUUUUAAAACAUUUAAAGAGUGUGUCUGGUGGACCAUACGUGUCAAAAAGCAAAACCUUUGCAUGGCUUCUGAUGCAAUUACGAACAGGAAUUUUAAGCCCUCAUAUAUCGAUUGCCAUCGGCAUUUUCAACGCCCUAAUGUUGUAUUCAACUAUACGGAUCAUCCAAUCAAUGUUUCUUAGAGAGAUUAACAAAAACGUGCGAAGGGAACUUCAAUUGGGAAAUAAUUUAACUAACUCAAUUCGAUACAUUAUAAGAACUGUCUUGCAUCAUUUCCACCACAUAGAAUAAUUAAUACACACAAAGAUACGACAAAACAAAAAAAAAUAUAUCAAAAAAAUAUAUCCAUGUCGAAUGAUUAAAGAGGUGUAGGAAACAGAAAACGAGCGCACGGAAAAGGUUUAAACAGGACCAAAAAUUAAAACACACGCUGUCACAAGGGCGUGAAACACGCAAUAGAGAUAGGAAGGAGUAAUUU